This is a messenger RNA of Ricinus communis (castor bean), 2030 nucleotides long. RefSeq names its product zinc finger protein GIS2. The record is from RefSeq and is a predicted model, not a curated record. NCBI's taxonomy places the organism in Eukaryota, Viridiplantae, Streptophyta, Magnoliopsida, Malpighiales, Euphorbiaceae. The transcript has 4 exons. Gene Ontology annotation, molecular function: zinc ion binding; nucleic acid binding. Bases 646 to 1404 code for a protein of 252 amino acids.
CCAUGAACGUUGGCUGAAAGAUUUUGGGUCAUGGACCGUAAAAAUGAAGACAGAAUUGUGCGAUUACAUUUCCUAUAAUCUGAACCAACCCGUUUCGAGCUUUCGAAAAAAGAAAAUAAACGCGCAGGACUCAGGAGGCUGCUCCGCCAUUAUCCUCCUCAAUCGGCAUCUUUAUCAUAAUUUGGUGCUUUUAGCUCUCUGUGAUUCAGUUUUUGGAUUGUUAGCGAUUGCGUAGCCUUAGCCCUGAUUGGACUGGUUGGUUGAGGAGACGGAGUUAGUGUUGAGAGUAAUUUAUAACUCUUCAAGCUUGAUGUUGUAUUGGAGAAAAUGAUUGUUUAGAGAUCCCUGAUUUUCAUUUUAAGGAUGUGGUUGAGGAACUGGGUAUUGAAGUUCCUGGUGUUGAGUUCAUAUCAAUGAUGUAACUGAUCUUGGAUGGACUAAGAAAUUUUAAUAUUGUUUACAAUUGGGAUUGGUGUUUUUGUUUUGGAGGAUGGUAAGGGUUUAGGUUUUGAGCUAAUGGAUGAUCAUGAGUGUGUGGUUGUAAUGUGCACAGGCAGGAGGCAGUGCUGUUGUGGGUGUUGGUUGUGGUGGUGUAGUGUUUUUGCUGCUCAGUGGAGGUAGUUGUUAAUAGGAGUAAUUUCGAUUAUGAGUUCAGACAGCAGGAGCCAGAGCAGGAGCAGAAGCAGGAGCAGGAGCCAUAGCCCAAUGGACCGUAAGAUCCGUUCUGAUCGCUUUUCCUACCGUGGUGCACCUUACAGACGAGAGUCACGUCGGGGUUUCAGCCAAAACAAUCUGUGCAAAAACUGCAAACGGCCUGGACAUUUUGCCAGAGAGUGCCCAAAUGUUGCAAUAUGUCAUAAUUGUGGCCUUCCCGGGCAUAUUGCUUCAGAGUGCACCACGAAAUCAUUGUGUUGGAACUGUCGAGAGCCUGGGCACAUGGCCAGCCAUUGUCCAAAUGAGGGCAUCUGCCACACCUGUGGCAAGGCUGGACAUCGUGCCAAAGAGUGCACUGCUCAACCACUGCCGCCUGGGGACUUGAGGUUGUGCAACAACUGCUAUAAGCAGGGUCACAUUGCAGCAGAUUGUACGAACGACAAGGCCUGUAACAACUGUAGGAAGACAGGUCACCUGGCACGUGAAUGUCAAAAUGAUCCUAUUUGCAACAUGUGCAACGUGGCUGGGCAUGUGGCUAGACAUUGCCCAAAAGCCAAUAUAUUUGGAGAUCGUCGCAGCAGCGGUUACCAAGACAUCGUGUGCAGGAACUGCCAUCAGUAUGGACACAUGAGCAGGGAUUGCAUGGGCCCAUUAAUGAUUUGUCACAACUGCGGAGGACGAGGACAUCGAGCAGUUGAGUGUCCAUCUGGAAGGAUGAUGGAUCGCUUCCCUCCUCGGAGAUACUACUGAUGGAUGAUAGAUUGAAUGGUGUCAGUAUGUGUUUUAAAAUCAACUCUGAUUGUUCAGCUAGUUUUUAGAUUGAUUGGAUGUUGAAACCUAAUAGCAGCUGAGGAGUUAUUUGGGAAACCUGUUUGAUAGGCGAGGAUGUGCUUAUGCUGAUGUGGGGCAUUUAUUUUUUACUAGGACUUGAUGAUAUUAUAGAUUUAAUGCUAUAGGAUUUGUAUUCGGAAAUAAACAGUUGGAGAAGCAGGAUGCCAAUGGUGUUGGCGGAUCUAUGUGAUGCAUUGGCAUUUCCCUGUCAGGCCUCUGCAAAGUUGCUUUUUAAGCCCUUCUUUUUUGUUUGUGAUAGCACAACUUCUGCUUUGUUGUUUGGAAGCUGGGUUAAGUUAUGAAGUGCAUGCUGAGUUCCAGUGGAGCUUUAACGAUAUUAAACUUUGGAGAUGGCAAUUCAACAAAGUGUGAAAACAAAAUUGAUGAGCAUCUUUUUGAAACCUUAACAUGCAUGUGUGGUUGUGGUUGGAGAAGUGUAGUAGUGUUUCUCAAUCGAGCGGGAUUUGUUAUUUUGUUUUCUUGUAUUGUAGCCCAUUCUACAAGUACAUCUUUUCUUUCACUUUAACUAUUUAGAUUUUGUUUUA